GCUUUAUAGUCGGAAAGCAUACCUGCAAACAAGACUGUCGAGGAUCUUCACAACAAUGUGUCUUUCAGAUUUGUAGAAUUAAAGCUGGCCCCAUUUAACUGUAGGGCAUAGAAGAAGGUCAACCAUAGAAUAGAAUUCGUCAGCAGAAUAUUAAAAUCAGUGGAAAUCUUCAGCUGUGCAAUGAUAUGAUUUCUAGCAGUUGGAUCUGAAGGAUUGUCAGAUGUCUGCAGUGCAUGUGACAUGAAUUCUUUUAAUACUUUUAUGAGACACCGAUACAGUCUGUUGAUUUUCAUGUGAAUGCUCUUUUGGGUCUAUUCAAUAUUAAGCAAUUGAUUCUGAAGACUGAAGUAGAAACCAUCUGGCAGAUAUAAACUGUACGUGUGACCUAGUGAUACAUGACAUAACAUGAGUGCCUUGCCGUGCUAACCAGAUGCGAAGACGAUUGUAAGAGAACCACUCCAACUCUUUAAUGUGGUUUUAUCAAGACCUGAUGACACCAUGACAUCGUAGACAGCAUCCAGAAUCUAGGACACUAGGCCUGGAUACCAGGUCAGAACUGUCUUGAAGGAAGAGGAGUACAGGUACCUGACUGAAGGGGAGACACCCCAGCUGAAGAUUCUCUUGGUUGUGGAAGACAGGAUCAAAGGAAGAUGAUUAACCUGGAGCACUUGACGGAGGAGGAGCGGAAGAUCAUCAUGGAUGUCUUACAGAGGGAUGAGCAGCUCAGGCAGUCGGAGCAGGAGAGAGUCAAAAAACUGAAAACGGAACUCCACGAGCUGCGAAAGAAGUCCGCAGUCAAGGUCGACGAUGACAGCUUAGAUAGCGGGAAGAAGGUCUGUGCCAGAUGUCGGGAACCGCUCGGUACAAUAUUCAACUCGGGAGAAGUCUGCCCGCGUUGCCAGCACAAGGUCUGCUCCAACUGUAAGGUCGUCCUUCCCAACAGCAAGAAAUGGCUGUGUACAAUCUGCAAUAAACAAUUACAAAUCCGACUAGAAUCUGGAGAGGCCUUUGGCCCAAAGAGAGAAGGACAGCCAGGAGCCUAUGGUACAGAACUUAUAAAGAUAUCACUAGGACAAAGCAAGACUGUACUUGAACCAAACAUUCAAGUCAACGGUGGUCCGCAGAGCCCUGCAGACUCGGGUUUCCACGGUCGAGGUAACAACGUACCGUCAGUAGGCGGGAGCACCACAUUUGACGAGGACUACCCUAGUGAUCUCAGCUACGAGCAGAGUAUGGUCUCUGGCGUAGAGAGCAUCGGACCUAGCGUCUCUCAGCGGGGCAGCAUCGCACGCCACAGCCAUGGAGCACCGAUGAACCACGAUGAUAACACCAUUGUAAGGAAUGACGUCGAAGGAGGGAUGUAUGGAUCGGCUGACAUCACAAUGGAGCGUGUCUCUCCAUCUACCACCAGAAGAAGCAGGCAAUCAGGUACGAUUUAUAACUAUUUUUCUUUCUUCAUCAUUGUUCACUUAACACCACCCUCUCUAUCUUUUCCAAGCAGGCAACUCCAGUAAGUGCAGUAGAUAUUUGUUGGAUGUAUUAUUUAUGUCAGUAAUUAGAUUAUCUACGUGUUUUGCUAAUUCAUUGAUUUCACUUGCAACCCAAACUUUUGCGCAUAGUGACCUCAUACGACGCCUUCCCUUCUGUGCAAUUCAUGUGAAUCUACCAUACUUCGUCUUUUGAUUUUGCUCCUGUCGAGACAAGAUGUGUCACUUGAGUCGCUCUUUCUAAAUUGCUUAAGUUUGCGCUUUUGGUUACUUUUCAUAUUACCUUUCCCUCCUUUAUUGGUCAGUUAGAUUUGUGGGGGUUUAGUUUCUUGUAAUUCAAUUCCUUGUCCCUUGCUCUGGUGACAAGCAUAUAUCGUCUGCAUGCUGAUAAAAACUUGUAUCCCAAAUUUGGGUGAAAAUCAGGUUUUGGGGCGAAUGUCUAAUACCCCUUUCAUAAACCCAAUUAUGCGGCUAAUAGCAGCAUAAUUUGGUCGUAAAAUCGGAGGAGGACCAGAGUUAUCCGCAUUAUUUUGAUGCUGCAAUUAUCCGCAUAAUAGCGGCAUCAGGACCAGAUUUUGACUUUAUGAACGCAUUUCAAAGUAAUGCAGAUUUUUUGCCAUGGUGCGGUCACAAGGUCACCCUUUGCCAACACAACCGCAUCGGAGAGGGUGUGUGCGGUUGCCAUGACGAUUAUCCGCCUUUUUCAGGACGGGCGCUCGUAAAAAUAGUGCGGAUUAUUUUCGGAGUUUGUGAACGCAAUUUUUGUCUCACCUGCAUAGCAGAGUGAGACUAUAGGCGCCGCUUUUCCGACGGCGACGGCGGCGGCGACGGCGGCGGCGGCGUCAACACCAAAUCUUAACCUGAGGUUAAGUUUUUGAAAUGACAGCAUAACUUAGAAAGUAUAUGGACCUAGUUCAUGAAACUUGGCCAUAAGGUUAAUCAAGUAUUACUGAACAUCCUGCCUGAGUUUCAUGUCACAUGACCAAGGUCAAAGGUCAUUUAGGGUCAAUGAACUUAGUCCAUGUUGGGGGAAUCAACAUCAAAAUCUUAACCUAAGGUUAAGUUUUUGAAAUGUCAUCAUAAAUUAGAAAAUAUAUGGACCUAGUUCAUGAAACUUAUACAUAAGGUUAAUCAAGUAUCACUGAACAUCCUGCAUGAGUUUCACGACACAUGACCAAGGUCAAAGGUCAUUUAGGGUCAAUGAACUUUGGCCGAAUUGGGGGUAUCUGUUGAAUUUCCAUCAUAACUUUGAAAGUUUAUGGAUCUGAUUCAUGAAACUUGGACAUAAUAGUAAUCAAGUAUUACUGAACAUCCUGUGCAAGUUUCAGGUCACAUGAUCAAGGUCAAAGGUCAUUUAGGGUCAAUGAACUUUGGCCAAAUUGGGGUAUUUGUUGAAUUACAGCCAUAAAUUUGAAAGUGUGUUGGUCUAGUUCAUAAAACUUGGACAUAAGAGUAAUCAAGUAUCACUGAACAUCCUGUGCGAGUUUCAGGUCACAUGAACAAGGUCAAAGGUCAUGUAAGGUCAAAGAACUUUGGCCACGUUGGGGGUAUUUGUUGAAUUGCCAUCAUAUCUCUAUAAGUGUAUUGGUCUAAUUCAUAAAACGUGGAAAUACGAGUAACCAAGUAUCACUGAACAUCUUGUGCGAGUUAUAGUAGUUUUCAAAAUCAGCACUGCUGCUAUAUUGAAUCGCGUGAUGCAGGUGAGACGGCCAGAGGCAUUCCACUUGUUAUUGAAUUAUCCGCAUUACUCUUAAGCGACUAAUUGGAGGAUGGGUUUACGAAAGGGGUAUUAGUGAUCAGUCAGGUGAAGCCCUGUCCAAAUCCAAGCUCCCUUAGUUCCCAAAAUCAAACCAUUAUAGCUUGUGAAAGGAAAGGCAGGGGGGGAAAUAAACAUGGGCGAUUUCAUCCCCGAAUACUCAAAGAGCCCUGGAAAAUCCCCAUUCAUUGCAAAGUUAAAGCUUAUCCAAUUUUGUAGAUUUAGGCAGUAAGUUGUGAAAAGUAGUCCAAGAAGUAAAAAAAAAAAUUUUGCCUGAGGAAAGGUGAUCCCAUUUAGCGCCAUGGCCACCAUGUUUUUUGGUGGAUUUUUCCUGAACAUUCUUUCAUUUAUGAGGUACUAGGUUUUACCAGCCCACUGACUAUAUAUGCUAUUCAUCAAUGUUAAUCCUAACACUUAUCCAUUAAUAUCCUUAUUAUUCUGACCCUCAAACUCUAUCAAAACCGUAAGCUCUUUCUACAGAUCAGUUAUAAGAUGGGCAAUAAUUCUGAGACCUAAGGAUGGGUUUUUACAAGUUAUAAAAUGUCAAUAUAUUACAUGAUAUAGCAUCAAUUGGCUGUCAAAUAAUUGUAUCUCAAAAUUAACAAUUUGAGGGCAGCU
This is a messenger RNA of Lytechinus pictus (painted urchin), 3861 nucleotides long. RefSeq names its product synaptotagmin-like protein 5. Gene Ontology annotation, cellular component: exocytic vesicle; plasma membrane. Gene Ontology annotation, biological process: exocytosis; intracellular protein transport. NCBI's taxonomy places the organism in Eukaryota, Metazoa, Echinodermata, Echinoidea, Temnopleuroida, Toxopneustidae. Bases 651 to 1514 code for a protein of 287 amino acids. Gene Ontology annotation, molecular function: neurexin family protein binding; small GTPase binding. The record is from RefSeq and is a predicted model, not a curated record. The transcript is spliced from 5 exons.